Molecule: messenger RNA, 1503 nt
Organism: Trichoderma virens Gv29-8
Lineage: Eukaryota; Fungi; Ascomycota; Sordariomycetes; Hypocreales; Hypocreaceae
Exons: 4
Coding region: 1-1503 (500 amino acids)
Biological process (GO): regulation of translational initiation; regulation of translational termination; poly(A)+ mRNA export from nucleus
Cellular component (GO): nuclear pore; nuclear pore cytoplasmic filaments; cytoplasm
Molecular function (GO): inositol hexakisphosphate binding; translation initiation factor binding; phospholipid binding
Source: RefSeq, a predicted model, not a curated record
AUGACACUCGCUGCCAAUUCGAGGAGGGGCCAAUUGCUGUCGAGUCCGGAGAGCGGCCUUAUCUCUAGAUUUCUCUUUGACGGCCGAAAUAAUGAGCUGAGCCACCAGAGCGCUCUCGCCGCUGCUCAGGCAGAGCACAAACGCGUGCGGGAGGCGGCUAUUCGGGUUUUUGAGCUCCAUUCGCUUCAAGAAGAGCGUCAGCGAAUUCUAGAAUUGGAGCGCAAGGAGCAGGAAAGGUUAAGAGUGGAGGCGGCAAUAGUCGAAGAAGAGAGAAGGCUCCGAGAGCUCAAGGCCAAGACGGUGCCAAAACUUCCUCCCGAACCCGUGCCAGAACCGCCCAAGAAGGUAGAGCCAACGCCUGUUCAGCAACCAGUCGCUGCGAAGCCUCAAGAACCUGUCAAGCAGAACCUUACCGAAGCAAGGCAACAGCCGACGUCAAAUGCUGCUGCCCCCCUGAAUCGCUUGGCACCAACAACACUGGCCAAGCCCGUCGCUCAACCGCCUGCCGCUCAAAUCCCAGUAGCUCGCCCUCCCCCAGCGCAGAAGAAUGCCCUGGCAGAUCGAUAUGUCGAAAUUCACAAGGAGCUGAAGAAGCUGCGUCAAGUGCUGCAGGCCGAAGCAAAAGUGCCUGGGUCACCCCUGAAAGGCAAGAUGGGGACCUACCGAAGAGAGAUUCGAGUCUCUAUCGGACAGCUUACAGCAGGUAAAGGCGCAAACGCUCAACCUAUUGCCAAAAUUACAAUGGCACUCACAGAGGCACUCAACGGUACAGUGCCUAGCGCUCCCAUUGAAGUGAGCCGGUUUACCGUGGGACAGAGACAACCGGUUGCGGGGGCAGUAAAUAACGAAGCCACUCUGCCCUCUCUCUUCAUCUACCUAUUGAACAUUUGUGCCAAGGGCAUCAUUAAUCAGUUCAUCAACGAGUGCAGUGCGAAUCCCAAGGCUGCAGAUCCAAUCGGCGUCUUCACAGCCCAGAUAUUUUCUCAGAAGGAAUUUCAAUGGUGCGGUGAAUCUCUGAUUGACAUCCUCAUGGCCAAGUUCCGAGUCGUCUGUCCGGUCUUGUUUGGCUUGAGAGGAAGUGACAAAACCGAAAGAGGGAGACAAGCCAUAGGAUGGAAAAAGGAUGGGCCUGGGUAUGUUACGGAGCAGACUCACAACGAUAGGAUGACAGGUCUGGGUACCGGUUUCGCUUCGAUUUCCCUUCGCGACUUCAGCAAGACGGCCAAGGUGAAUCCGUAUACAUCAGUCAACUACUGGAAGGCGUUGGCCGGUAUCGUCAACUCACCUCCUAAUGAGACUUCGAACACACAAUACGUGGUCUUGAGAGCCAUGAUUGAAGGCCACGAGCAGCGGUUUUUGAAUUUUUACGGAAACGCAGCCAUCGCCGCGCUGCGCCUGGCGUUGGUCGAAUUCCCCAAGAAGGCGCCGGCGAAUGCAGCCGCUGCGCAAUCAUUACGAGCAAUGGUAGAACUGCUUCGCACGGAAGGACUGGUCCUGGGCUGA